CCCAAAGAUCCAUGUAUUGAGAUUUGAGAGAAGUAGAGAGCUUUUGCUACAGAGAUAUCAAAUGAGGAAUCAGGAACGAAGAGCAAGUAAGAGGUUGGAGGCGAAGAUGGAGGAGCUGCAGUCAGAGAUGGAGGCCCUUAACGAGGAACAAUCAAUAUUAAGACAAGGACAAAGGGAAAUGAAACAACACUUCGAAAAGAUUAAAGCGGAGUGUGCACAGCUGAGACAGGAGACCAGCCUCCUUCUCCAGCAAAAUCUAGGCUCCCAGCUUCGCCUUCUAACUGGUAAACGUGGUUCUAUCUAAGUAACAUCUUGCAAAUUAAUUACAGGCCAUGGCUUUGAGGGGCCUGUAAUUAAGUAAUUUUUAAUUUUGAACAUUAAAAGUAAUUUUUGGAGAACGAAAAGUAAGGAGAAUCUUGAGUGAUUAGUAAUUUUUAAUUUUGAACAUUCUCUUUGCUAAAAAAAACUUCAAUGAAAGACACUUCCGAGGGGAAUGGAAGUUUGGAUUUGAGGGACCGGUGUUUCCCAGAUCCACAUCUGAUAAGAAACCCUGUUUUCCGAAACCAUGAGCACCGACUCGUAGAGAGCCUCCGUUGGUGUGUCGCAAAUGAGUUGUAUUUAUGGAGGGGAAAACCAGGUGGAGAAGAGCGAUGCAGAACGAUUGAUCUUCAUUCUAUCGACAAAGGUAGUCAACAUCAGGCAUUUUACUUUAAAAUCGUGCGAAGACUUGUAUAUGGCGAGAGAAAUAGAGGCGCGCGACCCGAUAAUCUUGAUGAGGUUGGCCUAUCAAUUCACUAUUUGCAAACACCGCUCUCAAGAAGAUGGAAGCCAAGGUAAAGGAAGAAAAAGAAGAGACAAGUCUCAUGAAGAACAAUCUGGCAGAGACGAAAGCGAUGAUGGAAGAGAUGGAAUCAAUGCUUAACCAACUG
Rubroshorea leprosula is the source of this 929-nucleotide messenger RNA. The record is from the annotation of a GenBank genome assembly. Lineage: Eukaryota; Viridiplantae; Streptophyta; Magnoliopsida; Malvales; Dipterocarpaceae.